AGCAAUCCCACCUGAUGAGAGAGCAUGAAGAUGUGCAGGAGCAAACAAUGCUGCGCUACGAGGAACGAAUCACAGAGCUGCACAGUAUCAUUGCUGAACUGAACAAGAAAAUUGAUCGACUACAGGGAACAACAAUAAGGGAGGAGGAUGAGUACUCAGAGCUGCGGUCGGAGCUCAGCCAGAGCCAGCAGGAGGUUAACGAGGACUCGCGCAGCGCAGACCAGAAUUCCAUUUCGGUACCAGAGAAUCAGUCCACCAUGGUCACUGCAGAUAUGGAUAACUGUAGUGACUUGAAUUCAGAACUGCAAAGAGUGCUGACAGGUCUGGAAAAUGUUGUCUGCGGGCGGAAGAAAAGCAGCUGCAGUUUGUCAGUAGCAGAAGUGGACAGACACAUUGAACAGCUCACUACUGCCAGUGAACACUGUGAUUUAGCCAUUAAGACUGUAGAAGAGAUUGAGGGUGUACUGGGACGUGACCUUUACCCAAACCUGUCAGAGGAGAGAUCUCGAUGGGAGAAGGAGCUCGCUGGCCUACGAGAAGAGAAUGAAAGCCUCACGGCCAUGCUGUGCAGCAAAGAGGAGGAGCUCAACAGGACCAAGGCCAGCAUGAACGCUGUCCGCGAGGAGAGGGACAGGCUGCGCAGAAGGGUUCGAGAGCUGCAGACACGUUUGCAGAGCGUGCAGGCAACGGGCCCGUCCAGCCCCAACCGUCUCACUUCUGCCAAUCGACCCAUCAACCCCAGCACGGGAGAGCUGAGCACCAGCAGCAGCAGCAACGAUAUUCCCAUUGCCAAGAUUGCUGAAAGAGUGAAGUUGUCAAAGACAAGAUCAGAGUCUUCAUCAUCUGAUAGACCUGUCUUAGGAUCAGAAAUCAGCAGCAUAGGGGUGUCUAGUACUGUGGCCGAACAUUUGGCACAUUCCCUCCAAGACUGCUCAAACAUCCAGGAAAUCUUCCAGACUCUCUAUUCACAUGGAUCUGCUAUCUCUGAAAGUAAAAUUCGAGAGUUUGAAGUGGAGACAGAGAGAUUAAAUAGCCGUAUUGAACACCUGAAAUCCCAGAAUGACUUACUGACAAUAACACUGGAAGAAUGCAAGAGCAAUGCUGAGAGGAUGAGCAUGCUUGUUGGGAAGUACGAGUCCAACGCCACGGCCCUCAGGCUGGCGUUGCAGUACAGUGAACAGUGCAUAGAAGCAUAUGAACUGCUGUUGGCAUUGGCAGAAAGUGAGCAGAGUCUUAUUCUUGGGCAGUUCAGAGCUGCAGGUGUUGGUUCUGUUGGGGACCAGACAGGUGAUGAAAACAUCACACAGAUGCUUAAGAGAGCUCAUGACUGCAGGAAGACAGCUGAGAAUGCAGCAAAAGCCUUGCUAAUGAAACUAGACGGGAGCUGCGGGGGAGCCUAUGCAGUCACUGGCUGCAGUGUACAGCCCUGGGAGAGCCUCUCAUCCAACAGCCACACAAGUACCACCAGCUCAACUGCAAGCAGCUGUGAUACGGAAUUUACAAAGGAGGAUGAGCAGCGGCUGAAGGAUUACAUCCAGCAGUUGAAAAAUGACAGGGCAGCAGUGAAACUGACAAUGCUGGAGCUGGAAAGCAUCCACAUUGAUCCCCUUAGUUAUGACGUUAAGCCACGGGGAGACAGCCAGAGGCUAGACCUGGAAAAUGCAGUCCUGAUGCAGGAACUUAUGGCAAUGAAGGAGGAGAUGGCAGAGCUCAAGGCACAGCUUUACCUGCUAGAGAAGGAGAAGAAGGCAUUGGAAUUGAAACUGAGCACUCGAGAGGCCCAGGAGCAGGCCUACCUCGUCCACAUUGAGCACUUGAAAUCUGAAGUGGAAGAACAAAAAGAGCAGAGAAUGAGGUCUCUCAGCUCAGCCAGCAGUGGAAGCAAAGACAAACUGGGCAAGGAAUGCAGUGAUGGCACCGCAGCCCCGUUAACUCUUGCUGAGCUGAGACCAUACACUGAGAGUGAACUGACUACUGAGCUGACAAACGCACUCAGGAGGGAGAAGAAAUUGAAGGCUAGAGUGCAGGAGUUAGUGAGUGCUUUGGAGAGGCUCACGAAGAGCAGUGAGAUCAGACAUCAGCAGUCUGCAGAAUUUGUUAAUGACCUUAAAAGGGCAAACAGCAACUUGGUAGCAGCUUAUGAAAAAGCAAAGAAAAAGCAUCAAAAUAAGCUGAAGAAACUGGAAUCACAAAUGAUGGCCAUGGUGGAGAGACAUGAAACACAAGUGAGGAUGCUCAAACAAAGAAUAGCUUUACUGGAAGAAGAGAACUCCAGACCACACACCAAUGAAACUUCACUUUAAAUGCAUCUCUUUAAAGGAUGCUUAGUGCCAUUACAACUUUCUUUCUUUUGGAGGCUGACUUUUAGGGAGCUUCAAAUGCUAAAAGCUCUGACUGUCAAUGCUGACACACUUAAAGCACCUUCUCUGGGAUCCCAGAGAGGUGUCAUGGGGAUAAUAAAAAUGUUAACCGUAAGAACUGUUUCAUAAUGUAAAAUGGCAGUGCCUGAAUUAUCAUGCUAUAAUUAUGUACAUUGUCUGUGUCGUUAUGUCUAUAUUCAUACAGCUUCUCUUCCAUUUUAUAUACGUCCCAUGGGUGACAGUGUCACAUAGCAAAAUAAUUAAUUUUAAGAGGUUUUCAUUUCGGUCAUUUGGAGAUCAUUUGAGAGUUUUCCCAAUCCCUGAGCUCCCUCUGCACACAAGUCCAUAUUGUACCCCAAGAAAGACUUGCUGUUGUGGUUAAACCAACCAAAUGGGCAGCUGCAGAGAGGGGAGAUGACAGGCUGCCUUGCUUUUUUGCACUCUGUUUGCAAUACUGCUGCUCACAGUGCAGAGCAGGUAGGAAAAUUCCUGUUGAUUUGGAAAAAAACCCAAGAAACUCUCAGAGUUGCAUCUCUGAGAACCAUGAUGAUGGUGUAUUUCUUACAGUUUGUAAGAGGGCUAAAGGCUGUGAGUUUCACCAUGCCACGUAGAUGGUCUGAGCCAAGGGUGGGUAAGAAAUGAUAGGAGACCUCCUGGUAUUUAUAUUACAUGGUGUUCACAAUGACUUUGUAGAGGAGUUGGUUUUUCUUGCUAACGCAUUAUAGCCAAGGUUUUCUCUAAGAAGCUGGGCCAUUUUUGUCACACGUAUAGUGCUUAUUACAGCUUACUGUGAUCAAGAGGUAGAAUGUCUUUUUUUAAUACUUUUUUUUGACCCAAAAAGGUACUUAUUAGGAAUGUACCUGUUUAAUAUUGAAUACGUAGGCACAAAACUAUAAAUGUGUAGAUGUAUGGAUAUCCUGUCACAAACAGAAUGUGAAUGGUGACGUCUUCUUACAGCUUCUUAGGUUAGUUUUUGUUACUGCUAACAUUUUCUUCUUUCAUUAAAGUCACAUCAUAUUACUGUAUUAUCAAACUGACUGAAUGGCAAAUGUUGCCCUAUUAUAUUAAUGAACAUUAAGCAAAUCAUGGGGAUAAGGUUGAUUUCUGUUGGGGUCAAAAUACAGGAGUCUACCAUAGCACCUGUUACAUUCAGAUUCUUCUUCUUUUUGACAGAGUACGUAAAAGAGCUGCCAUGUGUGUUUUAACAUGCCAAACUAGAGUCAAUUCACUGUGCUAGCCUGCUAUGAUGUUACACCUCUGCUUUGCUUUUUUCAGGCUUAUUUCCUAGGGAAUCUGAUUUCAGGAGUCAUUCAUCCUUUUUGCUUUACAUGUUGAGUUGCACCUCCAGUUUUACAAGUGUAUUUAGAAUUAUGAUAACUUCUCUCACUUAUUCCUCCCAUUUCUAGUACUAAGGAAAUAUUUUUAGACGACUUUAACUGUUUUUCUCUACUGUUGGGUUAGCCCAGGCAGCCAAAAUAUGGGAAUUUGUGUUCAGAGUAUGGCAUUAUUGUUACACCUUGGUUGCAUCUGAAACUGUAGCAGUUGGUGUUCAUCUCUUUCUACUGUAGCUGCUGUUGUCUUCUUUCCCUAGAGUAGUCAUUCCUACUUCCCUAGAGCCUGAUACUUCAUCUACAAAGCCAGCAUGACUGAUUGCAACAGCAAGUUAAAAGAAUGCUGAUUUCAAAAUUUUUAGUUAGUAACAUCCUGGGAUUGGUUUUGAUCAGUCCUCUUUCUCAAGCUAAUUGCACUUGAUUUACAAUGUGAAUGGAAAUUUUUGCAAACCAGUCUGUUGAGGGAGGAGGCAUAUUGAUUUCUGCUGCCUUUAUGGUUUUGCUUAGCAGCUUUCUAUGGCACUUCCCUUUUUUGGCUAAGUUUCUUACCAACAGGAAUGUGGGGUUUUGCCAUAAGCUUCAGUUGUAGCUGAGCACACUUGUUUCAGAAGAAACACAAAGGAAAAUAUCCACUAUGUACUGUGGUAAAAAUGCAGUUACACUUUUGUCUUUUGGCAUCUGAAACACCCAUCUGAUCUGAGGUAAUCUCAAAAUGUCCAUGUGAAAUACCUUUCAAUGAAGAGGACUAGAAACAACUACUGCACUGGAUUGCCUCUUAGGCUCUUUUUUUUUUUCUAUUUAGAAUAACAGAAUCACACAAUGAUUUGGAAGGGACCUUAAAAGAUCAUCUUGUUCCAACCCCCCUG
Molecule: messenger RNA, 4557 nt
Organism: Neopelma chrysocephalum (saffron-crested tyrant-manakin)
Lineage: Eukaryota; Metazoa; Chordata; Aves; Passeriformes; Pipridae
Product: colorectal mutant cancer protein
Exons: 15
Coding region: 15-2303 (762 amino acids)
Biological process (GO): negative regulation of canonical Wnt signaling pathway
Cellular component (GO): cytoplasm
Source: RefSeq, a predicted model, not a curated record